This is a messenger RNA of Oryza sativa Japonica Group (Japanese rice), 1132 nucleotides long. RefSeq lists its product as uncharacterized. The record is from RefSeq and is a predicted model, not a curated record. Gene Ontology annotation, biological process: transposition. Lineage: Eukaryota; Viridiplantae; Streptophyta; Magnoliopsida; Poales; Poaceae.
GAAAUAGUUGGAAGCAAAACUGAUUCAUUAGAUUGAAUCUGUGAAUUCCCUUCCUCUCCGUACGUCAUCUCCCCCACAGGCGGAAUUUGUUCGCCGGGCACACGCGAGGGCACCACUCCACGUCAAGGCAACCUGCUAAUGGAGGAGGCUGAUCGUCCUAGAAUAGUCCUAGCUGGCGACGCUUUUGAAGUGUAUCCUCAUAUCUCAUCUCGUAGACCAUCAACAGUGCAAGGUGCACUGUUGCGUAUGUUCUAUCCUGGUGCUAUUGGUCUCCCAGAAUUCAGGACACCUGCACUUACUUGGAGGGACUACAAGAGGUCUACAAAUGAAAGAAUAAUGUCACCAGCUGACCGAGUUCUUAAAGAAUUUUGGUAUUGUUUUAAAUGUGAUCCCACUGACAAAGUGGAAGCUGAUAAAGUCUUGGAGCAAAAUUUCAAGAAGAAAGUGCCACAAAUGUUGUUUGAAGAGAAGAAAAGAGCUACUAAUAAGUUAUAUAAAAAAGGCAAAGUACCAGCAGAGGAUGUUGAUGAGGAUGAUAACCAUUGGCCUACUGUGCAAGCUUUGGUUUCUGCUAAACCAAAGGAUUUUUCAGUUACUGAAGAGGGUUGGCGUUUACUUUGUGAGCACUGGAGUACACCUAAAUUUAGGAAGAAAUCUUUAAAUGGGAAGAGAAACAGGUUAGCUGGAGGUGAUACUGGAUACCAAUGCUUGGUUGCCAUGAAGCAGUUCCUGCAACAUAAAAAAGGUGGGCAACAAGGACUUGCUGCUGCUUGGCAGCACACACACGAGAUGCAACAAGGAAAUAAUGAACAGCUAUGCAACCAGAGGACAGAAGAAGCUUGGAGUGAUUUUGAUCAAGAGGGAGGAAAUGAGAUUGAUGAUGAUGAGGGCAAUGAUUUUGAUCUUGAGGAAGGAAAUGAGAUUCCUGAAGAAGAUGGCAAUAGAAGACGGACCACCCUUGUAGCUUAGAGAUUUUUCCUCUCAAUCUAUCUUAUUUUAAAUGUUACAGACUUGUUUCAAUUAAAGUCUUUCAUGCAAGACAUGUCAUGUAUUACUUAGUUUUGCUAUGGUGAUGGAUGAUAAAUAUUUUAGAACAAUUUGGUUAUAUAUCUAUGGUUGAACUUCCCGUGGA